Molecule: messenger RNA, 943 nt
Organism: Arachis stenosperma
Lineage: Eukaryota; Viridiplantae; Streptophyta; Magnoliopsida; Fabales; Fabaceae
Exons: 4
Coding region: 174-437 (87 amino acids)
Biological process (GO): mRNA splicing, via spliceosome
Cellular component (GO): precatalytic spliceosome; U2 snRNP
Source: RefSeq, a predicted model, not a curated record
UGAUAUUUCUGAAACAAUAAUAUAUAGAUAAAAGUAAAACACCGCGUUUUUUAAUUUUCCCCAGAGCUUUCAAGUUUCAAGUUCAAAGCUUUGAGUGCAAGUGCAACUCAACUUCUCUCUCUAUCUCUGUUCUCUCACACACACAGGUAGCUCCUAAUUUCUGAAGAAGGAAUAUGCAGGCAAGUGAUAGGUUUAACAUCAAUUCCCAACUUGAGCAUCUCCAAGCUAAAUAUGUUGGAACUGGGCAUGCCGAUUUGAACAGAUUUGAGUGGGCGGUGAAUAUUCAGCGUGAUAGCUAUGCUUCAUAUAUUGGGCACUACCCUUUGCUUGCAUACUUUGCUAUUGCUGAAAAUGAAUCCAUUGGAAGAGAACGCUACACCUUUAUGCAGAAAAUGCUUCUACCCUGUGGUCUCCCUCCGGAAAGAGAAGAAGAUUGAGAAUUUCCGUCUGGGGUACAAAGGGGAAAGGGCUAAUCACAAAGUUUGUAGCCUUUGAUAAAUCAUUGUACUGUUAUUCUGAUUGAAAACGUAUGGUUGUUGUUAGAGGUUACUGAAUCAUCUUCCUCUUUCUUGUAGAUCCUUAAGAUUUAGUUAAAUGCAAGCUAAUAUUGGCUCUUGAGAGGUUGAGUUUAGCUUUUUUUUUUUUGUUUGGCUUAAAGGAUGGUCUUUAUAAAUUGUAUGAGCUUGUGUAUGCGUUUGGCAUGAGAAAAGAAAAGGAAUACUUAUAAGACAUAGGAGAAUAGUAGAAUCUAGAAGGCAAAGUGCAAUAGGCACUUUUUUUAAUUUAAAUAUGAGUUUAGAUUCCCAAAGAUUUCGAUUUUAGAUUAAUUAGUUCUAUAAAAAAAAUUAAUUAGGUCAUUUAUAAUAAUAAAUGGUGAACGUGUAUGUCCUUUUACCAAUAGAUAGUACAAAAUGAAAUAGGGUUUCUUAUGUAUUUUGUUAUC